AGAGCAACAUGCAGAAAGAAAAGCCUCCAGUCUCUCUCGCUGUCCGGGGCUGUGCGUGUGUGUAUGUGUCUCUCACAACAUAAAGGCGACGUUCACGGCUUAAAACUUGCAAUUCAUGGCAUGGAGGAGUCAGCGGGCAGCUGCAGCCCUCUGAUCUGUGUAAGGUUAGGUGGUUUAGCAGCAGAUCAUGGUCUGAACCCAGUUAUCAUCGAGCCGAAGCAGAGCCUCGUCUAGCUGCUCGAGUGUUGUCCUCUUUUUCUUCUCCUCGGUGAAAUCCGAUACAACAUCAACGGGGUUUUAUAUCUAGUUUUGUCUGGCAGAUUCAGGCUAAUUGUCUUGCAUGUUUCGCAGUCAAACAGCACCAAAAGAGAGGAAACAUUCAGCCCGUACUGCAGCGAUUCAGAUGCCUUCAACUUUGAGCGAGAGGGACAACCCCUAAACCCCGUUUUUACACGAGGGACAGACACACAGACAUCUCCGUCAUCUUCCACUUCAUGAGAAGGACGCGUCUCGGUAAAAGGUGAUCAGAGAACUGACGGGGGACCAUGGCAGCUACUUUAUCGGUGGAGGAAGAACAGGCUACCAGGCAGUUUCUGGAGGAAAUCAACAAAUGGACCAGUCAGCAUGGAGUGUCACCGUUGUCCAGGGAAUUGGCCGUCAAGUUCCUCAUGGCUCGCAAGUUUGACGUCCUCCGAGCCAUCGAGCUAUUCCACAGCUACAGGGAAACACGUCUGAAAGAAGGAAUCGUCAGACUUCAGCCUCAGGAAGAACCUCUGCGCUCGGAGCUGCUCAGUGGAAAAUUCACUGUGUUGAGUGUACGGGAUCCUUCGGGGGCCUCCAUCGCCUUGUACACAGCCAAACUUCACCACCCAAACAAGACAGGCAACCAUGUGGUGCUUCAGGCCCUCUUCUACCUCCUGGAUCGGGCCGUGGAAAGCUUUGAGACCCAGAGGAAUGGCUUGGUGUUCAUCUACGACAUGGCGGGCUCCAACUACACAAACUUUGAGCUGGACCUGAGCAAGAAGAUCCUCAACCUGCUCAAGGGGGCGUUCCCUGCCAGGCUGAAGAAGGUGUUGAUUGUCGGGGCUCCUGUUUGGUUUCGAGUGCCCUACAACCUGCUCAGCCUGCUUCUCAAGGAGAAACUUAGGGAGAGGGUCCAGAUGGUGAAAAUGGCCGAACUCCGCCAGCAUCUCCCCAGAGACUGUCUCCCCCAGCACCUCGGCGGCCUGCUGCCUCUGGAGUCGUACAGCUGGAACCAGCAGCUGCUGGCGGGCCAGAACGGCCGGGUGGACCCAGUGGACGAACUGGUGGGCAUCCCCGUGGAGGACUCUUCCAUCCACGUCCCCGGACCCGAGUCCAUGCGUCCACAGGAGCUGCUGGUGCACCUUGGCAGGCUUCAGCGCUCAGGCAUCCAUCAAGAGUAUGAGGAGGUCCGCAAAGAACCGCCGCCCGGAACCUUCCACUGUGCACAAUCAGCCUACAAUCAGGAGAGGAAUCGCUAUGGAGACGUGCUGUGCCUUGAUCAAACAAGAGUCCGUUUGAAAGCCAGGAGGAACGAGAGAUCAGACUACAUCAAUGCCAGCUUCAUGGACGGCUACAAACAGAGGAAUGCAUAUAUUGGUACUCAAGGACCGCUGGAAAAGACCUACGGUGAUUUCUGGAGAAUGGUUUGGGAACAAAACGUGCUUGUUAUCGUCAUGACAACCAGGACAGAUGAGGGCAGUCGGAGGAAGUGUGGCCAGUAUUGGCCUCUGGACGAAGGGGGGCAGGAGGUCUAUGGCCACAUGGCAGUGGUUAACCAAAGGGUGGACCACCACACCCACUACAACCACACCACCCUCGAACUGCACAACACUGAGACAUGUGAACAGAGACAAGUGAGUCAUUUCCAGUACCUCAGCUGGCCUGACUACGGCGUUCCCACCUCGGCAGUGACUCUCAUCGACUUCCUGGGAGCUGUGAAGAGACAACAGAGGAAAAUGGUGAAGGCUUUGGGACUUCAGUGGGCAGGCCACCCACAGGGACCCCCUAUAGUGGUCCACUGCAGUGCAGGGAUUGGGAGGACAGGUACCUUCUGUGCCCUGGACAUCUGUCUGUCCCAGUUACAGGACGUAGGCUCACUAAAUGUUUGCCAGACGGUGCGACGCAUGAGAACACAGAGGGCCUUCAGCAUUCAAACCCCGGACCAGUACUACUUCUGCUACAAUGCCAUUUUGGAGCACGCCCAACGGCAGGGCCUGCUCCCAGCCAAUCAGUGAGCUUCAGCCCUGACUUCCCAAAUUAAUCCAUGAGCCCUGAGAUUUCUGCAGCCAAUCUGUUAACCCCGAGCUGUGUUGUGUGACCAAUUCGUGAGCCCAGGAAAGUUAACUUCCUCACAGAGGCUGACUUCUGAAAGUAGGCCAUCCUUCAUUGGCAAGCCAGACCAAGACAAGACAGUGACGAGCAAAGGCCUGAGUGUUUGACAUUAUGAUGUUUCAAUGUGAUAACAUUCUCGCUUCCAACAAUGUGACAUUUUGUUUACGCUGAACAUAUCUCAGACAAUACGUGGCAGUGUGAACAAACUGCUCCUGUGUCGUGCAGUUUUGUGGUCUACGGUCAGACACAUUGGGCGGAGUGAUCGAGGAAAUGUUCAUUAACCUUUUGUUUAUUUAUUCGCUACUUUAAACAGAUGGUUUAGGGGACCUUUAAAGGAGCAGUUCACCCCAAAUUAAAAAUUCAAUCAGUAACCACUCAUCCAAUGUCAGUUAAAAUUCCACUGUUGGACUGCAGAACAAUGAAGAUGACCUUUAAAUGCGUUUCAGUCAAAUUCUCCUUAAAUGCUUAUGUUAACAUGGCCGUUGUGUGCCAAAAAGGCAUGUUACUUUUUACCCUACAGCUGCCUUGGAAGGUUUAUUUGCAGCCAAAUAACUGUCCUAUGAACAUAAUUACUGUACACAGACAAUAUCUUGGUCAGGUGCAUGGUGUAAAAAUUAAACGCAGAUGAGAUGGACCCACAGCAGCUAACGUUAUGCUUUUAAUGCACAACUUGUGCUAAUUAGACUUUUGAAGGGUAACUGUGAUAUUUUUCAUACUGGAUCCUAUUUUCCCAUGUUUUUGUUUGUAAGUGACUAAUGGGAACAACAUUUUUUUAAAUUGUUCCGGUACUGAGCGAGAGGGCUGCAGCCAUCUGCGGCGAAACAGGCUGCUGGUGUGCAAUUCCCCAUUAAGGUUACACUGCAGCUCCUUUGCUGAAUACUGGACCAAUUUUAAAAACUGUUGUUCUCAUUAGUCACUUAGACACAAAAACAUGAGAAAAUAGAGUCAGGGUUGAAGAAUACCAAACUUACCCGCUAAAGGGGAAUUUAUACUUGUGUGUUGGCUCUUUGCAAACCCUACGCUGUAGUCUUCGCCGUAGCCUACGCUGCCUACGUGAUCAUUUAUACUUGUGCCGUUCUGCAGUUACACCUCCAAAACACUAGCUGGUGUCUGGGUUUCUGUGAAGUGCUUUAAAGUUUACUUGAUUCAAAACACACCCAAAACACACAUUAAACAUGGCUUAGUAACAACAAUUUCAAACACAAGUACACAAAUCGGCUUCAUUAUAACUCGCAGCAUUCACAGACAAACACUUGUCUUUAUCUGGACACAUUUUCCCCACAAAUACAACAUGCUAAUGUUUUUAGCACAAGUCUAUGGCAUUUUACAUUGUAUACAUUAGCUUAGCAGCUAGCAGACUUUUCCUCUGUUCAUAUAAAACCAGGGACAACAGCAACAUUUACCAAAGGUAAAGUUAAAAAUUCUGCUCCAUUACAGCACACAAGGUUCACUGACAAAACAACUGUCUUUGAGGGAACAACUUUCCACUGAGGGAAAUGGUUUCAGCUUACAGAAAUAGACAGGAGGUCUGUGUCGCUGUGACGUGUAGUUGCAUUUCUGGGGAGGUGCACGUCAGGCUACGGCGUAGGCUCUGUGCAAGAAGUAAGUUACUGACCCAAUUUUCAUUUUGGGGUGAAAUGAUCCUUUAGCUAAGCACACCAUUUUUAAUUCCAAACGAUCUCCACUGUUAUGCAACAAUAUAAGGUUUUAGUCAGGUCAUAGUUUUUUCACCUCCUGUGUCCAGGAAAUAUUGUGUAGUGCAUUUUUAGCACAUGGUAUUUGUCACGUAGAUGGUACGAGCUAGUCUCAGGAGUGUCAUACUGAACACAAGGAGGUGAAACUGCCCGUCUUGUUAUCAAAAACAAUUUAGUUAGAAAGUCUUUUGCCAAGAGGAUGUUGUAUUCCUCUGAGGUUUCAUGAUGCAUUCUCCUUUGCCUUACUGAAAAACCCUGAACGGCUGUGAAGAGGAGUAAAGCACCUCCGUAAUGGCCGAUACAUCCCCUCUGUGAUCAUUAAAUUGCUCCAUGUGAAUUCCUCUUUAGUUCUUUUUUUUGUUUCUGUUUUUCCACUGACAGCCUGACCUUCCAUCUCACCUAAAUAUUGAGAUUUCCUGACUUGCAGCACAGACAAUGACCAGUGUCUUUGGCCGCCUUCGCUCACUAGCAGUGCCAUCAUGCUUCGGUGAUUGUGGGAAUGUAUCGCUAAACGCCCACACACAUGCACACGCACACAUUUAGAGCAGUCUGCAGUGACUAUGCCAUCGAAGCGUACAUAUGUGUACAUCUGUGGAAGUCAUCGGUUAAGACCUCAUGAGUAGUGCAAUACUUCUUUUUUUUGUUUUCUUUUACACAAAUCACGUCUUAGCACUUUUAAAUAACGAUUUUCAAUGUGCUCUGAGAUUAGUCAUCGUAGAGAUAGGAUGCGACAACACCUAAAACUUAAUUCUGUAGGUCUACAUGUGAUGCUGGGAUAAUUGUUAAAUUUAGUGAUGCUAAAAACACAUUGUGACAAUUUGAUCUCACUGUAAACAUCUGCGUAGAGCUUUAUUGGGACGAAUCGAGGAUUUUACAGGGACGCCAGAAAUGAAUGAUAGACUAGCUGAAUAAGCGUGCACAAACCUGUGCCUACACCCUUUAGAGUCCGUCUUGGGUGACUGAGAAUCUGAAGUGUAUUUUUCAUUCGUAUUGUGUUACUUUUAAGUUCUACAGACUGUGGUUGUAAUCCGUGCUUUCAUCUGGUCCCAGUAUCUUGCCAUUAUUAUAGAGUACAUGUACAAAACCUGAGUGUCUGUGUGUCAUACGUUGCAUUAUGUUGUUGCUGGGUGAAAAAAAAAACGUGUUCUUUGCUACAGAAUUCAUAUUGAAUUUGCUUGUAGUGAAGCAUUUUUUAAGUCUGCCAUCCUCAUGCACUCUGAUUUUAGAAUUAUUUUUUUCCUUUCAAUGACGGACACAAAAUGUGCCCUGUUUUAUUUUUCUAUUAUUGUAUUCAACAACUGUUUUCAUACGAUUACCCAGGAUAUACAGUUAUCUACAUUAAUUUUAUAUUUGUUCUAUUAUAACCUGUUACUUUAUCAUUCGUAUGACUAUUGAAUCAAGCUAUACUGUAUUAAAUACAAACUAUGUCAACAUA
This is a messenger RNA of Epinephelus moara (kelp grouper), 5484 nucleotides long. RefSeq names its product protein tyrosine phosphatase non-receptor type 9a (gene ptpn9a). Gene Ontology annotation, molecular function: protein tyrosine phosphatase activity. Gene Ontology annotation, biological process: protein dephosphorylation. The coding region runs from base 546 to 2258 and encodes 570 amino acids. The record is from RefSeq and is a predicted model, not a curated record. NCBI's taxonomy places the organism in Eukaryota, Metazoa, Chordata, Actinopteri, Perciformes, Serranidae. The transcript is spliced from 13 exons.